Molecule: messenger RNA, 902 nt
Organism: Nilaparvata lugens (brown planthopper)
Lineage: Eukaryota; Metazoa; Arthropoda; Insecta; Hemiptera; Delphacidae
Product: keratin-associated protein 19-1
Exons: 2
Coding region: 198-677 (159 amino acids)
Source: RefSeq, a predicted model, not a curated record
AAACUCUCCUAAUCUGGCAUGAUACGGAUUAGAUAUGGGUGAAACUUGAAUUUUUCCUCUAUCACUGAUGCUUUUGGGGGAUCAGGGUGACGAAUCAAGCUAGUAUUUAUAGAGUCCCAAGUCAGAUAUAUCAUCACACUUCUUCUGUGGAGAAUCAUCAGCUUGUUCGCCUCUAGAAGCUCUACUACUUCCUCAAGAUGACUUCGAAACUAUUCUUCGUUGUUGCUGCCUUGGCACUAGCAGUACUCCUGCCAGCACGGGAGAGUGAUGCCCAGCUACUCCCCUACUCUUACUCAUCUCCAGAUGCAUAUUAUGGUGCUGAUGGAUAUGGUGCACCCGCAUAUCCUGUUUAUGGUGCUGCACCCACAUAUGGAUAUGGAUAUACUGCACCCGCAAAUGGAUAUGGAUAUCCUUCACCCGGAUAUGGAUAUACUGUGGAGAGAGGAGUUCAAUGCAAAUCUUAUCAAAGAUAUUAUCCAAAUUAUUCUUAUGGAUAUGGGUAUGGAUAUCCAGCAUAUGGAUAUGGGUAUGGAUAUCCAGCAUAUGGAUAUGGAUAUGGAAAUUCACCAUACGGAUAUGGAAAUCCAGCUUAUGCAAAUCCAGGAUAUGGAUAUCAAGCUUAUCCAGCUUAUGCAGGAUAUGCUGGAAAUCCAGCAGGAUAUGGAUUUGCAGCUUAGGCAAAUCCAGGAAUUAGAUAUGGGUAUGCAAAUGGUAUUGGAUAUCCAGUAAAUGAAUAUUAGCAACCAUUUGCUCCUGCAUAUUAAGUAGCCAUUGAAGAUUUCAUUAAUUUAGCUUAAAAAUUAUUAUCCACAGAUUCUGAAUAUCAUCAUUCAUUGUGGUAGUUCUCCUGUUGUAACUCAAUUAAUAUGAUCUGUCAUCAAUAUAAUAACUGCUGGAAAGUA